CCGGGAUCUCUCACCCGCGAAGUUAGAGCCAAUUAGGAUUCUUACAGUGAAAGGGUCAGUCAGUCAAAGACUCGAUUACUUCAACUUGCGAUCAAAAACGGUGCCGUUCUAUUCACCACCGCCAUCGACACCAAUCCGCCGGAAGCUAGGGCUUCGUAAUCACUCCGAAUUUCCAAUUCCUUAUCUUCAUCAUGAACUGCGAAGUUUGCCAACUCAAAGAAUUGGAAGUCGAGCACUUUGAGAUACGUGAAGUUCUGCGCUGCAUACUUCACACAAUUGUGUUCAAUCGAGCUUUAGGUCUCGUGCGGCCGAAAGAUGUUGAUUUGGAACUUUUUGAAAUAACAUAUGUGCAAUGUGGAGAUCUGGAACUUGAAAAGAAAAUAGAUGAAAAGAUUGAGCAAUUCAUUAGUUGGGUAGAGAAACACCCGAACAAGAAAAGUCAGGUCUGCUUGUCUUUCUUUGAAGUAAAAAACAAACAGCCAUCUUGGUUCACUAACAAAACAGAGCGGCUGUAUUGGGAACAGUGGUAUAUCAAUUUGAAUGUGGCCCAAAACCCAAAAGCACAUUCUACCAAAUCUCAUCACUCCAAAGUUGUAGUUGAUCCAGGAGAAAGUGCAUCAGAGGAGAGGGUUGCUCGCAGAGCUGCACUUGAAGCAACUCUUCAUGAAGUUUUGUUUCAAAUAGUGAAAUUUGUGAAUGAGAAGAAAGAUCACGUUCCCCCCAUACCGAAUCUUGAGGGUGUAGUCUCUUUCCCGUAUGAAAUAACUAUCCCAAGGAAGUUUCUCUGAAGCUCAUGAUUAGACUGCUGAGUUAAUAUUGUGAUGCCAUUGGUCAGUUCCUCGGACUCCGCAUUUGGGAUGGACAUGAUCAAGAGGAUGCUGCAGACUGGCCAUCCAACCAUGCUUAGCUGAUUAUCUGAGUUUGUGUGCUAUGGCAUUUCUCUGAUCUGCUUCUGAAGGUGAAUAAAUUCUUAUGUUCAUAAUGACUCGGAAGGUGCAUGCGUGUCCUAAGUUGGUAACCUUCUGCAAAGACUAGCAGUCAAUGCAAGGUUUGUUUCUCUGUAAAGAAGUGGUUCCAAGUGAUUCCUUUGUCUGUAACUAUGUAAAUAUAUUUCCUUCAUACCAUACUUUCUAGUUAUCUUUAUUGUUUCUGGCACAUCCCUUGUCUUGUAUAUACCGGAUCUGGCACAAGUUUAAUCAAUCAGGAAAAUGAAUGUUGAUACUUUGUUUGA
Molecule: messenger RNA, 1231 nt
Organism: Rosa chinensis
Lineage: Eukaryota; Viridiplantae; Streptophyta; Magnoliopsida; Rosales; Rosaceae
Product: autophagy-related protein 101
Exons: 7
Coding region: 192-788 (198 amino acids)
Biological process (GO): autophagosome assembly; autophagy
Cellular component (GO): phagophore assembly site
Source: RefSeq, a predicted model, not a curated record